UUAACGUAUAAAAUUAAAUAAAAAAUUAAAUGGUUGUUAAAUUUAGGUAUCACAUACUCCUCUCCUCUCCCAUCGAGCCGUGCCUCACUCCCUCUCUCCGAAUCUCCAACCGCCGUCUACCGUCUUCCUCCUCCGAGGGCUCCGCCGUUUUCCGUGAAAGGUUAUACGAUUAUGUUCAUUUCUAAACUUUCAAGAGUUGGUGUUUGGAUGGUUAAAGAGCUUUGUAGAGGAAAAUCUAGAACCCUAACUAGUGCUGGAUAUACACACAGACCUUCUAGCCAUUACUUGCAAACACUGUCAGAAGCUAAGGUUUCAAGGGGAGCAAUCUUUCAAAAGCAUCGUCUUUUUUCUUCAGUAAAUAGCGCCCCUUCGGAGGAAGGGAGUGAGCCGGAGGAAGAGAUUUCUGUGACAUUUGUUGAUAAGGAUGGUGAUGAGAAGCUCAUUAAAGUUCCAGUUGGAAUGUCUAUGCUAGAAGCUGCUCAUGAAAAUGACAUUGAACUUGAAGGAGCUUGUGAAGCCUCACUUGCAUGCUCAACAUGUCAUGUGAUUGUUAUGGAUAUGGAGUACUACAAUAAAUUAGAAGACCCAACUGAUGAGGAGAAUGACAUGUUGGAUCUAGCUUUUGGACUUACCGAAACGUCUCGUCUGGGCUGUCAAGUAAUUGCAAAACCCGAACUAGAUGGAGUCCGGUUAGCUAUUCCUAGCGCUACUCGGAACUUUGCUGUUGAUGGGUAUGUUCCAAAACCACACUAGCUAGAUGUAAUAAAAAGCACACAUUUUUGCAGCUCCUGUAUUCUAUUGGAUCAAGAUCAAUUAUUGGUUUUUGAGUAACUUAUAUUGAUGAGUUCUCAUCAUCUAAAGAACUGAACUAGUGUAAUAGUAGUUCUCAUGAUUUGAGGGAAUUUUCCUGACCAUUUUAAUUUAUGGUAUGGUGUAUUAUGCAAUAAGAAAUUCUUGGAAGAGUUAUUUGUAUUGGCUUUUGUUGCCUUUUUAAUAAGGUAUGCUUAGCUUUGGGCUUCAUUAUAAGCUCAGCAGUUGUAUGUAAUACAUUAUACAUACUCAAUUUUGAAGAUAUGAAUUAUGCAUUAAAGUUUAGCAUAUACCAUUACUCA
This is a messenger RNA of Cannabis sativa, 1112 nucleotides long. RefSeq lists its product as uncharacterized. The record is from RefSeq and is a predicted model, not a curated record. Gene Ontology annotation, cellular component: mitochondrion. The transcript is spliced from 8 exons. Gene Ontology annotation, biological process: P450-containing electron transport chain. Bases 172 to 753 code for a protein of 193 amino acids. Gene Ontology annotation, molecular function: 2 iron, 2 sulfur cluster binding. NCBI's taxonomy places the organism in Eukaryota, Viridiplantae, Streptophyta, Magnoliopsida, Rosales, Cannabaceae.